GCUAUCGUAGACAAGCUUCCUCAGCCGAACCUCGCACUAAACGUCAAUAAAAGCAUCUAUACAUACUACCAGGAUUUCAUCGAUACCUUCAAGCUACCACUUGAUCAUCCAGCCGGGCACAGAGUAAACGAGGAAACAACGUACCAGCCAGUAACAACGCAACUUUUUUCUUAUUUCCUCACUAAAACUGAGCAAAUGUUCAACGAUUCUACACACACUUUUAGCUAUAUAAAACUGUAUGGAAACUGCGUGGCGAACACUAUUCUGCGCAGCUGCGGAAUCGAAGCAUGGAACUUGGUGUACAAAAUUCUGAACAACGUUGCGCAUAUCCUGAUGCCUAGCUGCACGUUGGAUAUCGUCACCGAGAGGCUCGUUUCUGACUCUGCCGACGUAGAAUCACAAAGGUUCACAGUUACUUCGAACAAGUCACCCCUUUAUCGAUCAGCUGCAUCUUACCGGAGCACUUCAUCGUCAUCAAGUAAAAUUCAGUUGUCUUUCGUUAUUCAUCUACCGCUGUAUGAACUGCUUGUAUUCUAUUGUAUGACUGUGAAAUGA
Soboliphyme baturini is the source of this 555-nucleotide messenger RNA. NCBI's taxonomy places the organism in Eukaryota, Metazoa, Nematoda, Enoplea, Dioctophymatida, Soboliphymatidae. The record is from the annotation of a GenBank genome assembly.